Messenger RNA from Drosophila willistoni, 659 nucleotides. Its product is annotated as ADP-ribose glycohydrolase OARD1-like. Gene Ontology annotation, biological process: peptidyl-glutamate ADP-deribosylation. The record is from RefSeq and is a predicted model, not a curated record. Bases 400 to 582 code for a protein of 60 amino acids. The transcript has 2 exons. Lineage: Eukaryota; Metazoa; Arthropoda; Insecta; Diptera; Drosophilidae.
AUUACAUUUCUGUAGUUAAAUCAAGAGUUUAACAUAAAACAUUUCAUAGUUUUCAUUUAAUGGAAUGUCAAAUUUAAAAGAAACAAAAGUAGUUGCAAAAAAAUCUUUGACUAUUCAUUCAGAUAGCAAACAAAUCAUUUAAAUUACGGAAAUGUACUCUCCCAAACUUCUAGAAUUACAUGAGGCAUUUCGACGCGCUUUUGUUGUGGGCAUGGCUAAUUAGAAGUAGAUGGUGAUCUCUUCUCCGGCACCCAAAACCCAUUCUCUGGCGCAUUGUGUGGGUGCCGAUAGCAGUGAAAUUUAAGCAAGUGUUGAGCAAAGUGGAGGAACGGCGGUGUGGCCAUAUUGAAAGAUGAUGAGCAUUAUAUCUACACUAAUUGGUUACUAAAGCUCAAGGGUAUGGUAAUCCCACCUAUGAAUCACUUGAAGCAUCAUUGGAACAGAUGCCGUAAAAAUAAUGUAGAAACGUUGGCCAUGCCGCGUAUUGGAUGUGACAUCGAUGGCUUGGAAUGGAACAAGGUUAGCGCUUUGCUGGAGCAAGUGUUUGAGUGUGAAAACUUGGAGAUUGUCGUCUCACAAUAAUUUUUAAUUGUAUAUUCAUUUUAUUUCUCUGGCUUGUAAUUAUAUACGAUCAAUUCAAUACCAAUUCAAUUGUUGUU